Psilocybe cubensis is the source of this 891-nucleotide messenger RNA. RefSeq lists its product as uncharacterized. NCBI's taxonomy places the organism in Eukaryota, Fungi, Basidiomycota, Agaricomycetes, Agaricales, Agrocybaceae. The record is from RefSeq and is a predicted model, not a curated record. Bases 1 to 891 code for a protein of 296 amino acids. The transcript is spliced from 6 exons.
AUGUUCUCUCGUUCAUUCAUUCAAUCUGCUCUUGUGUUGGUCUUCGCCCUACAGGUUCAUGGGCACGCCGCAGUCGCUCCCGUCCUCGGUGUCUCCGGUAACCCGGUCCGCGCUGACGUUAAGCGCCCGAAUAACAUCAACCCGUGCGGCGCUGGCGUCAACAUUGCCAGUGAAUUUGACUCCUCGACGGCCGCUCCCGCUGACGCUUCGGGUUCAUUCAACGGUGUGGUAUUUAACUUCAACAGAUUGUUGGACGGUUCACGACAAGUAUCAGCUGCUGUCGACCCGACCGGGACAGGCUCUAGCUUCACCCCCAUGACUGUGACUACUAACGGCGACAAGGUUUCUCAAAACCUCGGCUCUCAGCCAAUUGUUGCGCAACUUCCAGCUGGAAUGGUUUGCACAGGGGGAGCGACCAAAAACAAAUGUCUCGUCCAAUUUAAAAACGUCGCUGGGUUUGGAAACUGUAUGGUUGUAUCACAGGAUAGCAACUCCAGUUCAAACUCCACCUCCUCGGAUGAUAGCAGCAGUACAACAGUUGACUCAACAUCUACAGCGACAGACUCGGCCGAUCUUUCUACCGCCACAGAUAAUGUGUUCUCAACGGAUUCGUCUGACCUCUCUACCACGAGCGUUGCGGAUAUUUCUUCUGCGACCGUAACAGCGGCCGCUGCGACUGCGACCAGCACCUCAUUGUUUGGGUCCUCGCAGAGUACUGGGAGUCAAAGUACAGGAUCCAACCUCUCUGGAAACAGUGUUGCAAGUGGAAUCAAAGGAAAUAUUGCCAACAAACUUACUGGAUUAAAGGAGAAGCUCCAGGGUGCAGCCAAGGUUCCGGGAACUCGUGCUGCUAGGUCCUUGUUGGCCGAACUUGCUGGGAUCGACCAUUAA